Molecule: messenger RNA, 5721 nt
Organism: Linum trigynum
Lineage: Eukaryota; Viridiplantae; Streptophyta; Magnoliopsida; Malpighiales; Linaceae
Source: the annotation of a GenBank genome assembly
CACGAGUAGCAAUCUGUAGAAGAGGAGGAGAAGCUCUGCUGGAGCUCGACUAGGAAGAAUUCAUCAUCGAUGCAGUAUCAAUGGUAAUUUCGUUCCUUUCUCCUUUGUAUUGCUAGUCAAUUUGUUUAGGGAUGUAAAUUCUAUGGGGAUUGUGUAUUACUUUUUAUGAGUUAAUAAGAUGCUCAUUUCCUUCUAUGCUUUGCUUCAUCAAUGCUUAUUGCUUUAUGGAAUGCAUGCUUUAAUCAUCUAUUUUAUGUGAUCAUCGAUACUCUUUAUCAUAUGAACUUUUGAUUGAUCUAUGCGUGUGACUUUAUUAUGAUUUUAUUAUAGAUUGUUUAUACUACUAUUAUGGGAAACAAGGAAACUAAUCUCGUGUAGUAGACAUCCUUCUUAGGCGUGUAUAGCAGGAUUAGCUACCCUUAUAUGCAUGACUGAGGAUGAUGUUUGAUUCUUAGAUCAUUAAUUCUAUAUACUAGAGUUAUGGUUCGUAGAAACCCACAAUUAACGAUAUGAUAUCAUAGACUCCAUGUUCUUCCUUGAUUAGGUGAUGGAAUGAAGUGAAAGCAUGCAUUAGUUAGUCAAAUCUCUAUCACAAGAAGCACAUGCAUGGGUAGAGAGUGGCCUUAGAGAAAGUAAUAGGGCAUCAUAGUAGAUUAUGCAUAGAUGCAUCUUAUUAGAGAUUGUAUGCAUGACCAUCUAGAAGAAGCUACCUAAACACGUUCUUGAUUUUUCUUGCAUUAGUAGUGUAGUACACGAGUAGAGGGCACCUGAACCCAACUAAUUUACUUUUCUUUACAUUGCAUCAUCAAACUCAAUUGGUUAGAUUUGAGUAGUUACUAUUGAAAGACCCUGUGGAAUACAACCCUAGACACCUCUAAAACCUAUCUCUUGAAUACUACAUCAAGUUUUUGGCGUUGUUGACGAAAUUUUUUUAAAGUAAUUGAAAGAAGCUAGCCUCUUGUAUUUGAUUUUCAUUUCAUAAAAGAUAAAAUAUUAUGCUAUAAUUGGUUUAGUUUUGCAGGAAUCGCACUCGAGGAAGCCAACAAGCCAUCCAAGGAUGUGAAACCAAAAAGAAAGAAGAAAGACAGGCCAAGGAGGAUCGAAUGAUGAAGCAAGAAACCAUAUUGUGUGGGGUGAUGAUAACAUAGAUAAAGAAAACCUAAAGAUAGUAAGGGAAGCAUAUAGAGACUACGUAACUGUAGAGGAAUGGGAGAAAGCUCAUGAUUUCCUCCAAUUAAGACGCCAGAUCAAAUCAAGACCUCCUAGGUGUAUCGAUGCUAGCAUACAAUAAGAAGGGUUCAAGCAAUUGCUAGAAGAUGUUCAAAUCAUCAAGGAGACUCCCGAACCGAUCAAAGAAGUUUCAAUGAAGUGUGUGAAGGUUUUGAAGAAAUCAAGGUACAAAAAGGCCUUAUGGAGCAUAAACAUUUCGUGAAACAUGAAGAUAAGGAGGAUCAUAGCAAUGCCAACACCUAUAAUGAGGAAGAAGAUUAAGAGAACGUGGACCAUGGAGAGGAGGAUCAAAAUGAGGCCGAUAGAGAAGAAGAUGAGUUUAUAAAUAUAUAUUUCCCCUAUCAACAUGCUCGAUAUGAAAAUCAAGUUUCAUUGUCCUACAGAUGAGGUUCCCCAAUGCAAAGGAACUUCCCUAUGAUAGAAAUGAACUAUGGAAGCUGCAUCCAUGCCUGAUGCCACCACCGAUCUAUGUGAUUGAUUACAGGCACGAAAUGACGGCGACACUUGAUGGACGAUAUAGUGGUCUAGUAUCAUUCAUGGACCUCCUGAUAAUGCACGUAGUCUUAAUCAUUAAUGAAAGUCGUUGGGAAAAGCUUUCCGCAUUGGUUGCCUAAUCGCAAGUUGGUUGUCCGCAGCAGAGAAAGUAGAUAAGCAAGUGGUAGAAGCUUGGGUUUCAACGCUCAAAAGCAGGCUGUUUUCCAGUACUUGAAGAACCCCCAGCUAGGUGUUUGAAGUAGCUGUUCUGUUGCUCUAGUCUUCGGGUUUGGGCCCUCUCUUUUUCUUUUCCAUUCUCCUCUGGAGUGUGUUUCUUUUCAGUCCUUUUCGAUGGCUUCCCCUACGCCUAUUUUCCUCUUGUUUCUAGUUGGGCUCUGCCCUGCUGCCUUUUGUAACUCUUUCAGUUCUUAUUAAUAUAUAUCAUCCUUAACAAAAAAAAAAAGUCUCUUAAUUUAGGUCUAUGAUGUCUAUGGUACCCAUAGACUGCCACUUCCAUCUGACUUGGGAGCAGAGGUAGGAAUACAAAACUGAUCUCCCUAGAAGCCUGACCGUAAGUGUCUUAUUCUAGGAUGUGACAUAGUCGAUAUAAAAGUUUGUGUCAAAUUUUCUACCAGAAAAGAAAAAAAAUGUCUCAACAAACUUUUUCCAUUUACAACCGUUGAAAUAGUUCUUAUGUAAAUAAUGAAGCAGUAUGUUUUAUAUGUAAAAUUGAGUAAUAAUUUAACUAUAUAAGAAUCAAUGUAUUAUGGCUUAAGAAACUCACACUUAACUAUAUGCUAUACUAACUUCCUUGUUUUUCAUUAAUUAGGUAAUGGCACUCAGACCUAGAUAGUUGGUUCAAUUGAAGGAUCUCGAGCUUGGCAGCAUGGCCACAAAAGAAUUCUACUCCAAGUUCAUUCCACAACAACAAUAGAUAUCCUUACGACAAUGGAGCAACAUGACAGUUGAUACUUCAACCUCGUCUAGAAAUUCAAGAAGCUUGUCAACCAAGAAUGAAAGGUAAAAAUUUCAUGAUAAUUGAGAUAAGAUAUCAUUUGUUAAUCCUUUAUGAUCCGAGUCUUUAUUUUUCGACCGUGUAGGACUCUAUGGGUAUUGUCCAAUCUUGCUUAAUUUAAGUAUCAUGUAGGAGCGUACUUUUAGCGUCCCUUUUUUUUACCCAAAAGAAAAGAAGAAUACGAUAGAUGGGUGGUAUGAUUUUUUUCAAUUCUCACAAAAUAUGGAUAUUAAACACAAAUCUCAAUUUCAAAAUUAUUUUUAGGUAAUAAAACACGUAAUUUUUAAACUAAUUGAUGCAUUUAUGCAAUUUGGACCCAAAUUCCUCAUCCAAACGGUCAAUUAAAUACUAGUACCUGAUCUCAUUGCAUAUCACUCAUAUAUGAUUGAUUCAGAUGUUAACUAAUUGUGGUUGACUUGGAAUUAAGCUGUUUAGUGAUUCGACCUUACUUGUAAAAACUACUUUGAGGAAAGGACUGAGAUGUUCAAUUCUUUUACAAAAUGUAUGUAUCAAAGGCACUCCACUGCAAGAGAAAAGUGGAAGAAUUUUCUUUUUGAUUUGGGUGGUAGAUUUAUUUCUUCAAUAAAAGUUCAAAUACUCAUUACAUGUACAAAUAAUUUGAGAGAGAUUCCUUUCAAUGGUGGAGCAGCCCUGCGAAAAUUCAAUGAACCUUUUUUACAAAAAAGAAACUAUAUUUUUUUUUUACGUCACAAAAAAGAAACUAAGUGCUGUAAUAUUACUAAGCGAAUAAAACAAAGAAAAUCCUAAACCACUAAGAAGAGGGUCGUUUGACUCGUUUGGCAGCAGAAAUUUUGAAUGAAGCAAUUUGGCUCGGGGAUUCUGAAUUGUCUUAUUUUGAGACAAUUACAAUUAUCUGGGGUGGGGGCAGGUAAUUCAAAUUGAAUUUUUUUAAAUGACUCAUUUUGUAAAACGAAACAAUUGGCUGAAUUAUCUAGUUUUGCAAUUGAUUCAUUCUAACAACCUAAGUGAUAAGAAAACAGGCUUAGCACAGUAGGUUUCUGGAUCUUAUUUAUUAUUUUGGAAAAUUGACCUUAAUACCAAUAAAUUAUAAAUGUAUAAGGUUUUUUAUAAUAAAUGUAUAAGGUUGAAUCAUUGAUUCUCAUAAUAUAUUUAAAUCGAGUUACAUAUACACCAGAAUCAUGCAUAGAAAUAUAUAUAUUGAGGUUAGUCGGUUACGCUAAUAAACUAAUUGAUUAUGAGUUAGCGGUGCGACUAUUGACAGAUUAAAAUAAUUUUGGGUUUAAUCGAUAAUCGAUUAACCGCUUAAUGAUUAACCGACAACUUACUGAAUAGAAAUAUAAACAUUAAAAUUGGAUUGAGAAGAUUAGAUGAAUUAUAUUGGAAAAAGGAUAGCAAAGAUUGUAUCCCAAUUUUUUUCAUCAGUAAUUUUCCUCACCUAGUUCCCUCUCAUCACUCUUCUCCUUCAUCACUUUGCUUUAUUCUCUCGGUCCUAAUAGGAACAAUAUAAGGCAAACCCAAAUCAAUGAUAAAAUAUAUAAAAAAGAACUCAUACUCAGAAAAAAAUCAACACAAAUACACAAUUGAUAAAAAAGAGGGAGACAAUGAAAAAUGGGAUAUAGAGACAAUGAAAAUGUGUCUCUAAUCUCUAUAGAAUUCUCAUUUGUCUCUGUAUUAUUCUAGAUACAGAUACAACAUUUGUUUUCAAUUGGAAAUCUCAUUUUAAUUUCUCGUAAUUGCUAUAACUAACUGGUACCAAUUCCAUAUAAUUCAAAAUUUAGAAUUGAAAACGAAUUCUUUUAAAUACCAAACACAAAAAUGUUUCAUUUCAAAAUAAAUUUCUCAAAAACUAUGAAAUUCAUUUAUACCAAAUCGUAGGUUAAAUAUCAAUUUGGUAGCACAGCAAACGGUGAGAGAAAAACCUUUUGCUUUGUUACAUAUACAAAAGUUGCCACCGAACUUGUGGUGGGUUCAAAUGAAACCUUAUCCAGUCCAUGAAGAUAUCUCUAUAGUGUUCUGUCAAAGAUAAAGACAGGUUUCUGCCUUUUAAAUUUUGCCUACUAUGGCGCCAUGAUAGUUACAGGAGCUUCCUGAAAUCUCAAAGAACACAUGCACUGCUCUCUCUCUCUCUCUCUGCAACUUCACAACAGAAACAGUCCAGAUCACAAGUGUAUAUGUAUACUAUAUAUAAAUGUAGUAUAAUCAUGAGAGACCAUCCAUGACCAUUAAAAUACUACUGGGCUCUCUUCAGAUACCUAACUUUUCAUGGGCACUUUGCAAUAAUGUACCCCAUCCCAUACUCCCAAAGCCUUAGGGUUGCUAAAAUAACAUACUUAGUGGUAUGUUUGUUCUUCCUCAGGGAAAUAAGUUGGCAACUUGCAACCCAUCAAGAUAACUUGUAUCUUAAAAUGGUUUUUUUUUUUCCAUUUGUAUUUGUGGCAUAUCCUAAAGAAUCUUAAUUUAAGGGAUUGUUUGAUGCACAAUCUCAACCGAAUCUGAACCCACAGUCACCCAAUUUGAUCCAAUCGGGUCGAAGCGAAUAAAACCCAUUAUUAUGAUCUAAUGCCACAAUUUAGACAUAAAAACAUGGUGGACAAAAACGACAAACGUAACUAUACGAACCAUACUACCCACACAAAUCAUAAAAACUAUACCAACAAUAGAAACGAUACAUAAUGAAUUUACAAACAAUACAAACGAUAGGAAAUGGGAAAACAACCUGAUUGACUUUGGAGGCUCAGUUUCUAAUAGAGGAGUUAUGUUCCAAAGUCAACCAGAUUGUUUUUUUUUUAAGUCUUAUAAACAUUGCAAACAGAGUAGACAAAGCUUACAAACAUCCCAAACAUGAGAAACAAAAAUGACAAAGCUUAUAAACAAUACAAAAGAAAUCAAUAAACAUUACAAAGCCGUUGAAGAGAGGAAAAAAUUCGAACAUGCCCACUUUAUAUUUUUAUUAUUUUAAUUCAUAAAUAAAAUAAUCAUGCAAUUACCAUCUUAUCAUUCAUUAAAUGAGACUAAUUUGA